Brachypodium distachyon (stiff brome) is the source of this 1628-nucleotide messenger RNA. Its product is annotated as WAT1-related protein At5g07050. The transcript is spliced from 5 exons. NCBI's taxonomy places the organism in Eukaryota, Viridiplantae, Streptophyta, Magnoliopsida, Poales, Poaceae. Gene Ontology annotation, cellular component: plasma membrane. The coding region runs from base 96 to 1316 and encodes 406 amino acids. Gene Ontology annotation, molecular function: transmembrane transporter activity. The record is from RefSeq and is a predicted model, not a curated record.
AAGCGAGCCAGCUACCAAUCAAGCACACCCCUGCCCGCUUCACUCCCUAGCCAGCUAGCCAGCGUUAUCUAGCAGGAUCACCGAGCAAUUAAGCAAUGGCGGUGCAGCCGCAGACGGAGGGGUCGUCGUGGAUGCAGCGGUGCAAGCCGUACGUGGCGAUGAUCUCGCUGCAGUUCGGGUACGCCGGGAUGAACGUGAUCACCAAGGUGUCCCUGAACCACGGCAUGAGCCACUACGUGCUCGUCGUCUACCGCCAUGCCUUCGCCACGCUCUCCAUCGCGCCCUUCGCGCUCUUCCUGGAGCGCCGCAACCACAAGGCCCGCCCUGCCAUGUCCCUCUGGGUCUUCCUCCAGAUCUUCGUCCUCGCCCUCCUCGGCCCCGUCAUCGACCAGAACUUCUACUACGCCGGCCUCAAGUACACCUCCCCCACCUUCUCCUGCGCCAUGAGCAACAUGCUCCCCGCCAUGACCUUCGUCCUCGCCGUUAUCUUCAGGAUGGAGAAGGUGAACCUGAAGAAGGCGAGGUGCGUGGCCAAGGUGGUGGGCACGCUGGUGACCGUGGCGGGCGCCAUGCUCAUGACGCUGUACAAGGGCCGCGCCGUGGAGAUGAUCUGGUCCAGCCACAUGACCCACCUCCACGCGGGCCCGCACCAGGACGCCGCCGCCGCGGCCAAGGAUUGGUUCAGGGGCUCCGUCUUCCUCAUCAUCGCCACCCUCGCCUGGGCCUCCCUCUUCAUCCUCCAGGCCGCGACGCUCAAGAGGUACAACGCGCCGCUGACCCUGACCACGCUCAUCUGCUUCGUGGGCACCCUGCAGGCCAUCGUGGUCACGUUGGCCAUGGAGCACAAGGUGGACGUCUGGAAGAUCGGCUUCGACAUGAACCUCCUCGCCGCCGCCUACGCCGGUAUCGUGACGUCGAGCAUUGCCUACUACGUGCAAGGGCUGGUGAUGCAGAGCCGGGGCCCCGUCUUCGCCUCGGCCUUCAGCCCGCUCAUGAUGAUCGUGGUGGCCAUCAUGGGCUCCUUCAUCCUUGCAGAGAACAUCUACCUCGGAGGGAUCCUCGGGUCUGCCCUGAUCGUCGCCGGCCUGUACUCGGUGCUCUGGGGUAAGCACAAGGAGAACGUGGAGAAGAAGGAGGCGGAGGCCAUGGAGAUCCCCGUGGCCAUCAAGGGCGUAGAGUGCAACGGUAGGAUCAUGGACAUCGUGGAGCUGGAUGAGGUGCAGCUGGAGAAGGAGAAGGCCCAGGCGAAUGGCAAGGCGGUCACUGUCUCGGUGACCGCCGGGGAAGCCCGGAUGCAGCGCGAGGACGAGAAUUAGUUGAUCAGUGAAUCUUGCGUCAUUUUAUCCUUAUUCCGACCCAAAUUUCUGGUAUCCCCAUGCAUAAUAUGAUGUUGUGGUGGAGAAGGUCUAGUGCUCUAAGCAUGGUGGUAACAGUAUAAGUGGUAAACUAGUGCUAAACUGGUAAUAUAUUUUCUGAGGGAGAGUUUUGUAACCUCCCCCUUAGCUAAGCAUGCAGAAGCUUUCAGUUUGGGACAGCCCUGUCUUAUCUACAUCUCUUGUAUCAUCUACCCCGGCCCUGCAAAAAUUAAUUAUGUCAUACGAACGAAAGUUAUGCCUCAUUUCUUCCAA